CUCGCACAAAGGAAAGACAAAACAGUUGCACGUGCGCCGUGGGGGACCGUUAACCCCUGGCCGUACCCUCCGCCAACAUUCCUUCUUCUCUUCCUCCCUCCCUCAAAACCAGACCAAGCUGUCUCUCUCUCACACACACAUACACUAAAUUGUGUUUUUAUAGUUUAGAAUUAUAUAUGCCCUAGCUAGUUUCUUCAAGGUCGUGUUUAAUUGCUAGAAUCUGACUUCCCUGCUAGCUAGCUGUUCCUUAAUUUCCCGAUGGAUAGUGGUUUUUCUUCUCCUCGAGCUGACACCUUUCCGGCCGGUCUUCGGGUGCUUGUGGUCGACGAUGAUCUAACAUGGUUGAAAAUCCUUGAGAAGAUGCUCAAAAAGUGUUCCUAUGAAGUGACUACAUGUAGUCUGGCCAGAGACGCUUUACAGUUGCUUCGUGAAAGAAAAGAUGGAUUUGACAUUGUCAUCAGUGAUGUUAACAUGCCUGACAUGGAUGGUUUCAAGCUUCUUGAGCAUGUCGGACUUGAGAUGGAUCUUCCUGUCAUUAUGAUGUCUGUUGAUGGGGAAACAAGCAGAGUGAUGAAAGGUGUUCAACAUGGAGCAUGCGAUUAUCUUCUCAAGCCUAUAAGAUUGAAAGAACUAAAAAAUAUUUGGCAGCAUGUCCUCAGGAAAAAAAUACAUGAGGUAAGAGACAUUGAAAGUCUUGAAGGCUCUGAAGAAGUUAAGAUGAUGAGAAAUGGAUUAGACCAAUAUGAUGAUAGGCAUUUGCAUAGUGGAGGUGAUCUGUCUCCUGGAAAGAAAAGGAAAGAAGUUGAAAUCAAGCACGAUGAGAGAGACUUUGGUGAUCCUUCUGUGAAGAAACCUAGAGUAGUUUGGACUGUAGAACUUCACCAGAAAUUUGUCAAAGCUGUUAAUCUGAUUGGAUUUGAUAAAGUUGGUCCUAAAAAAAUACUUGACUUGAUGAACGUGCCGUGGUUGACAAGAGAAAAUGUUGCUAGUCACUUGCAGAAGUACCGCCUAUAUUUGAGUAGGUUACAAGAAGAUGAUGACCUACAAGCUUCUUUUGCUGGGAUAAAGCAUUCGGAUCUGUCUUCAAAAGAGUCUGCUGGAAGUCUUGGCCUUCAGAUUUCAAACAGUAUGCAACAAAAUGAUGCCGCUAAUGCCAACUACGGAUUUUCUGUCGAUAAAAUCCUAGUACAUAACGUGGAUCCCAAAAUCAAUGAAGGUGAUGUUAAUUGUGUUAAGUCAUUGCCAAUUACAGAACCCCAUAAAGUUCUGAUUGGUGACAUUCCCGAUCCUCAGACAUCUAGUUAUUCAUGGAUGGGCUUUAAUAACUCUCUGAGACAACCAAAGCCACAUGUAAACUAUGCAGCAUUUGGUUCUACCAUCGAGGAGAACACUUGCAGUGAAGUUUCCAAAAUUCAGUUCAAACAUGAACAUAAGCACUAUCUUCAGUCGGAGGAUGACUUCAGCAAUCUGUUAAUGCCUGAUCCACAGCAUCACAUCCAAGUUGGUUGCCUACAGCCUGCUCCAUCUAUUAAUCCUCCCAGGCCUUUCGACACAGAAAGAGAUAAACCGGCACCAAUUGAUGUCAAGCCUCCAUAUGCCAAAUAUGGAAGCAAUCACAUCAAACACAUUGCUCCUGUAGGAAGUGUAAUUGACUUGUUUUCUGCUCAACCUGAGAGCCAUUUGGCAAACUUUCUAUCUUGUGAACCAAUUCCUACAACUUCAUUGAGCAUGAAGAAUCAUGGCUUAGACCUGAGUUGUAUCGAAGAUUCUGAAUCUGCCCAAGGAAAUCUAAUUUUGGGCAGUGGGCAGGUUUUUGCGUCUUUAGAAGAGGGCUGGAGAACCCGUCUUCUUCAAAGUGAUUGUUAUACAAUGGAUCCUGGACUGCAGAACAAAGAAUUUUUUGACCAUGACAAUUCAGAGCUAAUUGCCGAAGUUCCAGUACACUGGUACGAUGCACUGAGGUUUGACUAUGAGUAUCCUGUGACAUAAUGGACUAUCUUGUAAUAGGUUAAGGUUAUGAAGAUGAUCAAUUAGGGCUUUUGUUUACAAGAUGUCUUCAACAAAGAAAGGCAACUCCAUGUUUUAUUCCUGUCAACUGGUAUGUAAGUAAAGUAACUCCAAAUUGAUGUACUAAAUUAUCUUCUUUCCUACCAAAAUGGACAUGGUUGUUGAACAUGUACAUGGGGGUUGAUGAGAAACAAUAAGCAUGAUAAGCAAGCUUCUUCAAGUACUUCAAGGUGACUUAUGUUUACUUUGUGUUACAUAUACAAUGCAUAAGUCCUUGCAAUUUUUGUAAUAUAUUCCAUUUCUUUUCGGGUAGGUAAAUGUACUC
Molecule: messenger RNA, 2332 nt
Organism: Cornus florida
Lineage: Eukaryota; Viridiplantae; Streptophyta; Magnoliopsida; Cornales; Cornaceae
Product: two-component response regulator ARR11-like
Exons: 5
Coding region: 259-1989 (576 amino acids)
Biological process (GO): cytokinin-activated signaling pathway; phosphorelay signal transduction system
Molecular function (GO): DNA binding
Source: RefSeq, a predicted model, not a curated record